GCACACGUCAGUCUCACGUGAGAGUCAAGCUGAGCCGCUAGUAACUCCAACUCAGUGCCGAAGAUAGAGCAAAGCAGGACGGGAGGAAAAUGUUGCGGGUCACGAGCUCCGGGACCGGCUGAUCAGUAACCGACUUCACACACCGGAAGCCACACACGACUGAUAAUCCCGUUAAAUUUCAGUCAUCAUCGUCGUUUCCUCCCAAGACUGGACGUCUUGAGUUCUCUGUGGAGCACCAGUCCUCUGAGGUCUCUCCAUGCCUCCAUCUCCACUCGACGACAGAAUUGUGGUGGGGCUGCCAAGGCCUAUAAGACCUCAGGACCUCCGACUCUGCCUGGACACCAGCUACCUGGAAGCCACCGUGGGCUCCGUGGAUACCGUCAGCGAGACGACGGUCAUCAGAAGCACCACAGUGGUGAAGAUCCAGGCGACCAAGCUUUCGUAUAUGCCCUCGUCCAGCGGCUCCACGCGCUCGUUGACGUGUGGAUGCACCAGUGCCAGCUGUUGCACCGUGACGACCUACGAGAAAGACGGGCAGACGCGGUCCCUGAGCCGGGUCAGCGCCAGCAGCCCCGAUCUGAACUCUGGAGUCAGCUAUGGCGUUCACCCCGUGCCCUCCGUGCCGUCGGCGGGCCGCAGCGAGGCGUACAGCGCUCCCAGUCUCACCUCCGCCGUGACCCGGGGCGGCAUGCGGGUCAUUCACCCUAGCGAGCUGGCGAGGAGGCUGAUGCACUGCCCUGAGGGUCACCCAGUCGGCCCCGUGCCUGUGAUCAUCGACUGUCGGCCCUUCAUGGAUUUCAACAAGAGUCACAUCAGGGGCGCGGUGCACAUCAACUGUUCGGACAAGAUCAGCCGCAGGCGACUCCAGCAGGGCAAGAUCACGGUUCUGGACCUGAUUUCUUGUCGUCAGAGUAAGGACUCCUUCAAGGGGAUUUUUUCCAAAGAGUUGGUGGUGUAUGAUGAAACCACAGUCGACCCUGGACGGCUAACACCGUCUCAGCCUCUUCAAGUGGUCUUGGAGUCUCUGCGCAGGGAAGGAAAAGACCCCAUCGUCCUUAAAGGUGGUCUUGCUGGUUUUCGACAGAGCCAUGAAGAUCUAUGCGAAAACUCUCUUCAACCGAUGGAAGGGCAGGACGGCAGUACCGCCAUGGGCCUGACGGGGGCGCUACCUCAUUCUAUACCCUCCACACCAGAUAUAGAGAAUGCAGAGGUGACUGCAGUCCUCCCCUUUCUGUUCCUGGGCAAUGAAAGAGACGCUCAAGACCUGGAACUAAUGCAGCGGUUAAACAUCGGGUACAUCCUCAACGUGACUACGCAUCUGCCGCUCUACCACUACGACCUCGGGCACUUCAACUACAAACGUUUACCGGCCACCGACAGCAACAAACAGAACCUGCGGCAAUAUUUUGAGGAGGCGUUUGAGUACAUAGAAGAUGCUCAGCAGGCCGGUCAGGGCCUCCUCAUUCACUGCCAGGCCGGUGUGUCUCGUUCGGCUACCAUCGUCAUCGCCUACCUGAUGAAGCACAGCUGGAUGACCAUGACAGAUGCCUACAAGUUUGUCAAGUCUCGACGGCCUAUCAUCUCCCCCAACCUCAACUUCAUGGGUCAGCUUUUAGAGUUUGAAGAAGAUCUUAACAACGGCGUCACUCCACGUAUACUCACGCCCAAACUCAUAGGCGUCGAGACGGUCGUAUAGCAUCUCCUUCUGAGCAGUCUGCAAGAUGAUAUCCAUUCAUUAGGGAUCUUUUAUUUGAGCUAAAUAAGGAUUUCCACUUCAGGAUAUCCUUAAGUGGCCAUUUAAGGCCUUUUUUCCUUCACUCUCGUGAAUUUCGAGAUGAGGAUUGGGUGUCAAGAUAAACACUGUGUUUUGCGGUCAUGUGCACUUGGCCGCUGGUGCUUGCUUUAGCUCCAAGGGGAGAGAAAAGAUUAAGGCUUUUGGUAUGCCAGUAUUCUAAUUUUAUUUUUAUACAGGAGAGCGACCGCUGGCACGGCCAUGACAAGCCUACGGUGGCUUCACUGUGCAAUAAUUUCUGAGCGGAAAGCAUCCGGCGGAGCGAUGUGUACUGUAUAUAACCAUUUGUGAGGAAGACUUUUACGUGACCUCGUUGCAUACAUUUUCAUUGGAGUCGAGUUUAAUGUGGACCUGAUCGUCUCUGUGCUGACGAUUUGUGGCUUUCAUCUUCACAGCAUAAAACACCUGAAACCAGCGUAUGAGUGCCAGUCUGUGUAAGGGUUUUUACCAUAAUCAUGAUUAUCUCUGACAAUCACAACUACUUAUUUUAACAAGUCCAUUACAAAGAAAUAACUGCAUGAUAAGUAAAAGAAUAUGGACCAGUACAAAUAUAUAUAUUUAAUAUUAAAUUAUAUAGUUAUAAUAACCAUUUGCUUGAAGAUAUAAAGAACAAUUGAAUGUUUACCCUGAUAUUUUCCAUAUGAUAUAUAAGUAAAUGAAGAUAUCUCCAAAAAUGAGAAAAUAUUUGAAAGAUUGAAAGCUUACAGUGUGCAAAUAUAAUAUAUGUGUGCAUAUAACUUCAUAUGGAUUAUAAUUGUGUUAAGCAUUUUUAUCAUUUUUGGAGUUUGUAUGGAAAAGCUUCUGUUUUACUGAGAAAAGACAUUUGUAAAUGACAUAAGGGUUGGUAAAAACUGUUUCCUUUAAAGGGUAUCUCGACUAUAAAACGUUAUACUUUAUUUGCCUUCUACUACUGAAAUCCAUUGAUUGAAAUUUUUUAAAAUGUCAUUACUUCAAAAAAUCCCAACAUUUCAUACUCAUUUUAAGCUAUAGAGGCCGCUAUUAUGUUUUGCGCAUGUUUUCUCAUUCUGGGUCAAUGACGUGUAACUGUUAAUACCAGAUGCGAAUGAAGCAAAUAAAUUACUAUAUUCGCGUGUAGUUGGACCCUUGUAAAAUUUUAAGUUAACUCGUAAAUUCUGAUGCGAACUUGAUGCAAUUUGCCAGCUUUAACUAAAUUUUAGUCUCAGUAUGUAUAUAUAUAUAAUAGCUCAAACUGAGUAAAAGGUUUAGUAAACUGUAGUAAUAUUUCACAACAAAAAUUAUGGUGCGUUCAUACCAGACGCGCAUGAUUUACAUGUUAAGUCAAUGCAAAGACUCGAUAGACGCAAUACACACAAAAUCAUUGUCACUGUGUCUGGACACCUGGAGCUGUACAACACAUCUUUGUACUUUUUUUUAAAAACAGAAAAGUAUGAAGAUGUGUCAUACAGCUCCGUAUUUUUUAAGGCAUUGCGCCACUUACUGUCUGUGUGCAUUUUUAACUCUCAUCUUCUGCUUCACAAGGCAGGCAACUGUUUGUUUCUCGGAUGGCCAGCUACACCCGGUAGAUGAACGUAGAUACUCAACACGACUGCAUAUCAAAAUUCCGAUUGGAUGGAAUGUUGAUUGACAUUGGCUUAGCCCAGCCAAAAUCCAACCCAGGUGGAUAACUUGCCAGUUUCGAAAAUGAACGUAGCAAAUGGGUGACGUCGUAUCGUUCAGUAGUGCUGUUGCAGUUGAUCCGUACGGAUGACAACCCACGGUUUGGCUCGCAUGUGAUUCCCAGAUUAAUACGCAAAUUUAAAUAGGAAAAGUUUAUCAUUUGCACAUGUUUCAAAGGCUUGCAAAUGUUAACACUCAAGUGAUUUAAAAAAAUGUAACCGCAAAAAGGCGCUAAAGUAAGCAGCUUUCUGUAUGCACGUGUGGUUUAAUGUGUCCGGUCCAGCUCCAGUCAGGCGUGAUUCAAUUCAAUUUUAUUUAUAUAGCGCUUUUCACAAUUGUUAAUUGUUGCAAAGCAGCUUUACAUGAGUAGAUGUAGAGGAGAACACAGAAAAUCAAGAGAUAAUAUAAGAAGUAGAAUAUAGCGGCUAAGGUUAAACCGUACAAGCGAGCGUAUUAAUAAUGUAACGUAUACAGUAAAGUGCUAAGUUAAGCCAAAGUUGGCUGGCUCUCCCUAGGACGAGAAAACCCGGUGGGAAAAACUCCUAGAAGGACAAAAACCCUUGGGAGAAAUUAAUAUAUAUUUAUAUCUAUAGACACGGUAGGGAUAGGAAGCGGGUAAGCGGAUUAAACUGGUCAAACUGGUCAAUCAUCCCUGUAUGCCUUUCAACGAUCUGAACUCUUGAUGUGUACAUUUUAGGAAGUUGCGUCACUGUGUCUCAUAGUGUAAUCGAUUAAAAUACAUUUGGUGAAUAGAGCAAUGAAAAACAACUUAAAGUUUUUAUGUGGGAUGACUUUAUACUGCGCCGUUUAAAAUUCGCCCUCCGUCUUUGUGUGUGCACUUCAGGGGCGUCGCUAGUCCCCUUUAAAUGGGGCACGUGCCCCAUUGUAAAUCUUUUUUGCCCCGGUGUAAAUCUCGAGUUUAAAUUUUAGCAGUUAACUAGUGCAAUUGUUUCAAAAAACGGAUCUGUAUGCAAUGUAGUUAUACUUGUAAAAGCGACGAAGCAGUCGCAUUGACGCAUUCACGCAUGUAACCAUGUCCGCACGCGUCUUUGCAUUCAUCCGCACACAACCGCAUUCAAAAGGUGAUGCCACGCGACUGAGUUAGCUAAUGAAAACAUGACGAGACUAAAGUAAGUUUCUAAAUAAUAAUGCUAAUCUUAUUUUGACUCGAUCAUUAUUGGCUUCUGUAGAUGUACAUCAGAAAUUUUUGUGCAAAGCAGGGAAAGGGAAGAAGAAAGGAGAGAUGAUGAGUUUACAUCGCUGUAGCAUUAAUAAAAUGGGUUUUGUUUGCAACCUUUUGACGUCACGAUUUGUGAUGUAAACAAAAUGGAGGCGUCCGAAUUAAAAGAUUUUAUUAAAGUUUUUAAAAACUAUUCCAUUUAAUUUCACAUUCAUAUAGCCAAUCCCAGUGUUAAUCUAUUAAGCCAUACAUGUGUUUAUAGUUGGGGUACCCUUUUAACAUCAUAAAACAUUCAGUCUGUUUAUCUCUUCACAUAUCUGAUAGCGAUAGGCUCCGGGGCGGAUCCGUAUCAGGUCUGCUUCGAAGGUGGCAGCUUCGGUCCAGAGCCUAUUACUAUUGUAAUUCUGCUCAUGUUGGUAUGUUUUCACAGUGUUGAACUUCUUCUCUGUUACACACUUCAGACUUUGUCGUCAGUAAUUCUCCCUCUAUUGGUGCCUUACCUCAUGACUACUCGUGACGUUUUUUUCGAGUGGGCAAUGAUAUGAAUUUCUUUUUAAUGUGUUAGAUCAGGAGGCCCAGUGUCCUGAACUUUAGCUCCACCACACCUGUGUGUAGUGUUUCAGGUGUGUUUGAUCAUGGAUGGAGCUAAACUCUGCAGGACAAUGGACUUUAACACCAUUAUUAUGGGGCUGGUUAUACGUCAUGCUAAUGGGGCUAAGUUAUAAACUGAAGAAGUUAUAAAUAAAUAAGAGCAAGUUCUUAUUUCCCAUGAAAAACUCAAAUGCUGUGAAUUAACAAACUCUGGGUUUGUCUAAAUAUUGAAAUACAAAGUGUACAAGAGAAAUUAUUUUUCAUUGUGUAAUCUCUCAACAUUUAAAAUGUUUUCUAUAUAAAGUUUUAUUAUUUAGCUUUACACAAAUUUUCUCACUUUGGCAUAAUACUACUUUUAAAAAAAGUAAUACUACUAGACGGUAACCUUUAGUAGGUAAAA
Messenger RNA from Paramisgurnus dabryanus, 5601 nucleotides. It is a transcript of the gene dusp10, whose product is annotated as dual specificity phosphatase 10. NCBI's taxonomy places the organism in Eukaryota, Metazoa, Chordata, Actinopteri, Cypriniformes, Cobitidae. Gene Ontology annotation, cellular component: cytoplasm; cytosol. Gene Ontology annotation, biological process: peptidyl-tyrosine dephosphorylation; negative regulation of JUN kinase activity. Gene Ontology annotation, molecular function: protein tyrosine/threonine phosphatase activity; MAP kinase tyrosine phosphatase activity; MAP kinase tyrosine/serine/threonine phosphatase activity. The record is from RefSeq and is a predicted model, not a curated record.